AUGACUGUUGUAUCCCGUGAGAACCAGGACGAGACUGUGGUAGUCCCUCCCCUGUACCCAGAUGAUUGCGACGUGGAGCGGGGCGAUCAGGAGUGUAGCGAGAGGGUCGUCAUCAACAUCUCCGGGCUGCGCUUCGAAACUCAACUGAAGACCCUCUCGCGCUUUCCCUCUACGCUAUUGGGAGACCCACGUAAAAGGAUGCGCUUCUUCGAUCCGUUGAGAAAUGAGUACUUUUUCGACAGGAAUAGACCCAGCUUUGAUGCCAUCCUUUAUUAUUACCAGUCUGGAGGAAGGCUUAGGAGACCUGUCAACGUUACCAUGGACAUUUUCAUGGAAGAAAUCAAAUUUUAUGAAAUCGAAGAGGAGACCAUAGAGAUGUUCAAAGAAGAUGAAGGUAUGAUCAGAGAGGUGGAACGUCCGAUGCCUGACAACGACUUUCAGCGCCAGAUGUGGUUGUUGUUUGAGUACCCCGACAGCUCGGGGCCUGCCCGGAUGAUCGCUGUUGUAUCAGUCAGUGUGAUUUUGAUAUCCAUAUUGAUCUUCUGUUUGGAGACUUUGCCACGGUUCAGGGAAGAUCACAGCACAGACAUAGAACUCAGUAAUCACCUCACCACGAAUGGGACUACUCGCCACAAAAAAAUUAAUCCGUUGACAGACCCGUUUUUUAUGGUUGAGUCACUUUGCAUCGUAUGGUUUUCCUUUGAAUUUCUCAUGAGGUUUUUAUCGAGCCCCAGCAAACCGGCUUUCUUCAAAAACGCAAUGAACGUCAUUGACAUAUUAGCGAUUGCUCCUUAUUUCAUCACCCUUGGACUUGAACUCGCAGAGCUACAGGGAGCGGGGAGCGAGCAGGCCACGUCGUUAGCGAUACUCAGAGUCAUCCGUUUGGUUCGAGUCUUCAGGAUUUUCAAACUUUCCAGGCACUCCAAGGGUCUCCAAAUCUUGGGCCAGACACUCAACGCCAGUAUCAGUGAACUAGGUCUUUUGAUAUUCUUUCUUCUCAUCGGGGUUAUCCUGUUCUCCAGCGCUGCUUACUUUGCAGAGACAGACGACCCUGAAUCCGGAUUCACGAGUAUCCCCGCCGCAUUUUGGUGGGCGGUAGUGUCCAUGACAACGGUUGGAUAUGGAGACAUGUGCCCGGUUACUGUUGGCGGCAAAAUAGUGGGAUCUAUGUGUGCCAUCGCCGGAGUGCUGACCAUAGCCCUACCUGUCCCUGUCAUUGUUUCCAAUUUUAAUUACUUUUAUCACAGAGAACGCAAUGAUGAGGACACCGCCGUGUAUACUCACGUGACUUGUGGCCAACAGAAUACUUCAUUUGGCGAAUUCAAAUCGACCAGCGACAGCAAACAGUCCCUCGCCAAAUCAGAGUACAUUGAAGAUGAUUCUUUCGAGACUAUCAGAUUUACUAACUUCAGCCCGUUUGAACAUUACACUGGCAAGCUGACAGAUGUAUGA
Salvelinus namaycush (lake trout) is the source of this 1452-nucleotide messenger RNA. RefSeq names its product shaker-related potassium channel tsha2-like. The coding region runs from base 1 to 1452 and encodes 483 amino acids. Gene Ontology annotation, biological process: protein homooligomerization; potassium ion transmembrane transport. NCBI's taxonomy places the organism in Eukaryota, Metazoa, Chordata, Actinopteri, Salmoniformes, Salmonidae. Gene Ontology annotation, molecular function: protein binding; delayed rectifier potassium channel activity. The record is from RefSeq and is a predicted model, not a curated record. The transcript has a single exon. Gene Ontology annotation, cellular component: membrane; voltage-gated potassium channel complex.